Brassica rapa (field mustard) is the source of this 2144-nucleotide messenger RNA. RefSeq names its product defensin-like protein 35. The record is from RefSeq and is a predicted model, not a curated record. NCBI's taxonomy places the organism in Eukaryota, Viridiplantae, Streptophyta, Magnoliopsida, Brassicales, Brassicaceae.
UAUUAUAUUUCUUUAAAAAAAUUUAAAAUCUUUUCUUUUUGGAUUGUAUAGCAGCAGAACAUGGAGCUGCAAAUAUUAUAGGUUAAUAUUAAUCACACUCAUACAUUGUCAUUUGAUCCACAAAAAUUCUGGAUAAUAAGUGUCCGGAAUAAAAUAAAUAUAAAAAUAAAUAUCCACUAAAAAUAAAAUAAAUCACAAAUACGAAAAUUUCAAGAAUCGAACAUUCGCUUAGUUCUGACUUUUAUACAAAUAGGUUUUUCGUUAACAUACAAAUAGAUAUGUACAAUUAAAUAUAUAAUUUUAAAUUUAUAUCUUUAUGAAAUUAUUUAUAAAAUUACUUUUAAAAGUAUUAAAUUAAUAAAUGAAUAUAAAAUCUUUAUAAAAACUACAAGUUUAAAAAAAAUAUGUUUUAUAAAAAAUAACUGAUUUUUAAAAUUUAUGGAACAUAUAGUUUCACUAAUCUUUACUUUUUAUUUUUUAUUAUGUAAAAGAUUUUUUUUUAAAUGGACUUACAUUCUUUCUAGAUUUAAUUUUAUUGAAGAAAGUAGAUGAAAUAUUUGUAAAUAUUCGCAAAUAUCUGUAAAUUUUCCGAAUAUCUAAAAAAUCUGAUAUCCAUAUUUUUCUAAGACAAAGCAAAUUGAAAAUUUAAAUAUCCAUAAAAUACAAAGCAAAUCACAAAUUUUGAAAAAAAUAAUAAUAUUUGAUUCGUAUCCACAUCUAGGCCAGCACAUGUGGUGGGAUCUAAUACCUCAAAAUAGUUAAAAAAAAACAAAAGAGAAAAGCAUCACAAAGUUACAAAAUAGAUUACAAAAACCAGUUGACAAAAAAAAAAGAUUAUAAAUACCAAGAUUUUUUUAUGGUAAUAUUCGAUCCGUAUCCACAUUUAGGUCAGCAUAUAUGGUGAAAUUUAAUCAGUAUAAAAUUUUUAUUCAAAACAGUUAAAGAAAAACUAAAGAGAAAAGGACAUCGCAAAGUUUCAUACAUAUACAUUUGCUUGAUUUAACAUUUUUUUUUUGUUUUAUUAAGAUUUACGUCCAAAAAAAUGUUUCAUACAUGGCCAAAGCAUAAUAGUCUCACAGAAAAACGGGUCAUUCCUUUUAUUUUUGACCUCUUCGCAAAUGUUAUUUUUAGAUGUACCCUUUUUGUUAUAAAAUAAAAGUAAUGAAAGAUAUAUCCAGUAAACUUUUUUAACUUUGAAACAAGAAAAUGGCAACUAACAAAAUCUCCUUCUUCUUGGUUCUUUGCCUCUGUGUUUUGAUAUCCUCAGGAUUUGGAGAAGCAGCACUAAAUCCAACGGGAAGAAAAUGUCCGGAUCCAAAUGGCGUUGACAAAAAAGCUGCAUGUUAUAGCUACUGUAAAACACAAGGUUUUAUGGGUGGUUCUUGUCAAGGACAUAAAGGUAAUUACAUGUGUAAGUGUUAUGAAGGUAUAUGAAUACCUAUUGCACGGCAUCUUCGACGGCAGUCUCUCCUUAGAACUCUUGCUAAUAAAAUACUGAAGAAAAUAGAUAAAAGAAGGGAGAGAAGCCCAGUGGAAAGAGAGAGAAGAAACGCUUCCUUACGUUUUAACAUAAUAAAAUUUCGAAUGAUGACGGACUACACCGCUCUACAUCACCGUUAGUAGUAACAAAAAUCUAUACAUAUAAUUAUAUAUUAUAUGUUUUUGUUAUUAUUAAAAAUGUAUCGCAGUUGUUUUACAAUUGUCCCGCAUGUUAUUCGGAUCCUAAAUUUAUAGGUAUUGCUUGUUUGAAGGCUGGAAUUAAUCUAAAAUAAUAAAACACAAUCAAGUAAUAAGAUAUUAAUUAUUAUUUUUGUUAGAGAGACUCAAACAGUGCAUGCUCGUUGCGGAGACUAUUAUAUCAAAUUCAUAAUCUACUUCUUUUGUAUUAAUAUUUUGUGAUUUUUUUGCUACUUUCAUAUAUUUGUUGGUUUGGUUUUAUGACGAAUAAUAAACAUUGGUUUUACGAGGAGUAAUAAACUCAAAUGCAUACUUUAUUUGAUGUAUUUGUUUAUUAUACGUUUGGGAGAUAUUUUCAUGAUUCUUACUGAUAAAAAUAUAUCAUAGUAUUUGCAAAUAUAAUUAAAGUUUAAUUUAAUUAUAAUAAUAACAGAUAAAAUAACUAUACUUGACUAUUAAGCAUCAAA